This is a messenger RNA of Cutaneotrichosporon oleaginosum, 666 nucleotides long. RefSeq lists its product as uncharacterized. The record is from RefSeq and is a predicted model, not a curated record. Lineage: Eukaryota; Fungi; Basidiomycota; Tremellomycetes; Trichosporonales; Trichosporonaceae. Gene Ontology annotation, cellular component: EMC complex.
CUUCCAACCAUUCCAUCCCCCAUGCCAUCCUACACCCUCACGCCCGAGGCAUACGCCCUCCCCCUCCUCCAUGCGGCAGCACAUCCCGAGGCGGACGUCGCGGGUCUCCUCCUCGGCCGCGGCGGCGAGGUCGUGACUGCGCUCCCUGUGCUGCAUCGCUACGCGUCGCUCAGCCCGACGCUCGAGCUCGGGAUCGACAUGGCGCGCGUGUGGGGCAAGCAGAAGGGGCUCGAGAUUAUGGGAUACUACGAGGCGCGGGGGAAUGGGAGCGCUCGUAUUGGCGAGGCGGUGUUGGCGGCACUGCGGGCGGAAGGGCCCGCGCUGGGCCUCGUGUUGCAUAACGGGAAGCUGCGGACGACAGACGCUGUCUACACGACGAGUCCCGCCGACGCGAGCGUUGCCUGGCCCUCGGAAUCUGUGCGUGCAGGCGCCCUCGAGCUCGUCCGCAAGGACGGCGUGCAGCUGCAGCUGCGCGAUCUCGACGACCAUCUUGACGACUCGCGCAACGACUGGCUAGGGAAUGCUGCGGUGCGUGCCGCCGUCGCCAAGCUUGCAUGAGGUAUAUCUGGUUUUGAGGCCACCACUAUGGGGUACGGGAGAUUGUGUAGUCUGGGGGAGAUGGACGGUCGCGGGCCAAGCAUCGCCUGCCUGAAUGUGUCUGGUGCU